Molecule: messenger RNA, 4838 nt
Organism: Glycine soja
Lineage: Eukaryota; Viridiplantae; Streptophyta; Magnoliopsida; Fabales; Fabaceae
Product: COP1-interactive protein 1-like
Exons: 5
Coding region: 888-4574 (1228 amino acids)
Source: RefSeq, a predicted model, not a curated record
UAUCUGUCUCUCUUGCAUUGAACUGAAGAGCUUCUCUUUAGUUACUUCCUUUCUUUCCUCUGCUCCCGCUUUCACGAUCUUCUUUUCAACUCUCACAGCCUCGGAUUCGAUCGAAUCAACUUCGUUUGCUUCGGAACUCAGCUUCUGCUUUGAUUCUUUGUUUGUCUGCUGUUGCACAAGACCAGUAUACCACCAUCUUGCGGGCGACACAGAAGAUGUAUGAACAAAAUCCUUUAUGACAAAGCGUUGGUGUUAAAGAACGGCCCACGGAUGUCACAUGGCUCAAGUUACAGAUUAUCUUGAUGUGAUACUGCUAAGAAGUUGAAAAUCUAAAGAAAAGAUGGUGAAACAUCGCUUUAGAGACUAUUAAAUCUUUGUUUGGAAGUCACAUUGACCCUAAUAAAGAAGAGCAGCUCCAGGAAGCUAAAGCAGAAAUUGAAGACAAAGUGAAAAGGAUAUUGAAACUUAUUAAAGAGGACGACCUUGAAGAGGAUGGUACCCCAGUAGAACUUUCUAAGAAGGAACCGCUUGUUGAACUGAUUGAAGAUUUCCACAAUCAAUACCAAUCACUGUAUGCACAAUAUGAUCAUCUAACGUGCGAGUUAAGGAAAAAGAUCAAUGGCAAGCAAGAAAAGGGGAGUUCUUCAUCCAGCUCAGACUCUGAUUCAGAUUCAGAUUAUUCUUCAAAGGAGAAAGACAAGAAAAAUGGACAACUGGAAAAUGAAUUUCAAAAGAAAAUUGAUGGCUUAAGGCAAGAACUUGAAGUGGUGCAUAUAGAAGUGGCUGAAUCAAAUCGGAAGUUGACAAUCACACAUGAAGAGAAGGAGGAUCUUAAUUCAAAAUAUCUUGCAGCAUUGAGCAAGAUACAAGAAGCAGACAAAAUUAACAUGGAUUUGAAAACUGAUGCUGAAGCAUUAGGCACUCAAAGAUCAAAACUUUUGGUUGAGAAUGCUGAACUAAAUAAACAACUGGAGACUGCUGGUAAAAUAAAAGCUGAACUGAGUCAAAAAUUGGAAGACUUAAUGGCAGAAAAAGAUAGUUUGACCAUAGAGAAGGAAACAGCUCUCCAACAGAAUGAGGAGGAAAAGAAGAUUACUGAUGGCCUGAGAACCCUUGUUGAUCAACUGAAAGAUGAGAAAUUAGCACUUGGCAAAGAGUUAGAGGCAGUUGCAGGUGAACUUUCCAUUCUGAAACAGCAGUUGGAACAUACAGAACAGCAAAUGACAGAUAUAAGCCACAAUCUGAAAGUCGCCGAGGAAGAAAAUGAAUCUUUAAAAGUGAAACAUUCACAGGCUUCGAAUGAGGUACAGCUGGCUCACAAUAGAAUACAAGAUUUUGUAGCUGAAUCAAGUCAGUUAAAGGAGAAACUCGAUGAGAGUGGAAGGGAAAUUUCUGCCCUCACUCAGAUGCAUGAAGGGUAUCAGAAAGAAUCCUCAAAUCAAAUCAGGGAACUGGAGACACAACUCACAAGCCUUGAGCAGGAAUUAGAAUCUCUGCAAAACCAGAAGAGAGAUAUGGAAGAGCAAAUUAAGAGCAGCACCACUGAAGCAAGGGAAUUAGGAGAGCACAAUUCAGGACUACAAAACCAAAUAUCAGAACAUGAAAUAAAGUCCAGAGAAAGAGAAGAGGAGCUAUCUGCUAUGAUGAAGAAACUCGAAGAUAAUGAGAAUGAAUCAUCUUCUAAAAUGUCAGAUUUAACAUCACAGAUAAACAAGCUGCUGGCUGAUAUAGGCACAUUACAUGCUCAGAAGAAUGAAUUGGAAGAGCAGAUCAUUUCUAAAAGUGAUGAAGCUUCGACACAAUUCAAAAGCAUUACAAAUGAGUUGAAUGCGUUGCAGCAAGAAGUGGAGUCCCUCCAACACCAGAAAUCCGACUUGGAAGUUCAGUUAGUGGAAAAAAUCCAAGAAAAUUCCGAGUAUGUGAUUCAAAUACAAACUCUGAAAGAGGAAAUUGACAGAAAAAUCCUGGGACAAGAGAGACUCCUGGAAGACAAGGAAAAUUUAGCCAUGCAGCUAAGGACAUUGGAAUUAGAGAUGAACACUAUAAAGAACAAAAACAUUGAAGCUGAAGAGCAAAUAAGGGCUAAAAGCCAUGAGAUCAGUCACAUGAGUCAGGGAAUGUUGGAGCUACAUGAAAAAAUAGCAGAAAUAGAGAAAAUAUCAACAGAUAGAGAAUCACAUUUCUUAGUUCUCCAGGAAAAAAUUAUUAACACAGAGAAAGCAGUUUCAGCUAAAAUACAGGCCUCCAGUGAACAAAUUAAGAAUCUUGGACAUGAUUUGGCAUCCCUGCAGCAGGAGAAACAGGAAUUAGAACAGCAGUGUGAAAAGCUGAAGUUGGAGGUGGAUUCCAUACAGAACCGGAAGAGUGAAGUUGAAGAACAAAUGAGAGCUAAAGAGCAUGAGAACUCUGGGCUGAGAGAGGAAAAUUUGGGAUUGCAGGGAACAAUUACUGUGCUGGAGAAAACAAUAGCCGAGAAAGAGGCAGAGUUAUCCACUUUACAGGAAAAGCUUCAUGAAAAAGAGAGCGAGGCUUCAGGCCAAAUAACUUCCUUCACUGUCCAAAUUGAUAAUCUCAAACAUGAUUUGGUGUCUGUGCAGAAUGAGAAACAUGAAUUAGAACAGCAGUGUGAAAAGCUGAAGAUGGAGCUGGAUUCUACAAACAACCGGAAGGGUGAAAUUGAAGAGCAGCUGAUAGCUAAAGACCGUGAGAACACCAAAUUGAGAGGGGAAAUUUUGGGACUGCAGGGAACAAUAACUGCACUGGAGAAAACAUUAGCUGAGAAAGAGUCAGAGUUAUCCACUUUGCAGGAAAAGCUUCAUGCAAACGAGAGCAAGGCUUCAGGCCAAAUAACUACCUUCACUGUCCAAAUUGAUAAUCUCGAGCAUGAUUUGGUGUCGGUGCAGAAUGAAAAACAUGAAUUAGAACAGCAGUGUGAAAAGCUGAGAAUGGAGCUGGAUUCCACACACAACCAGAACGGUGAAGUUGAAGAGCAGAUGAGAGCUAAAGACCAUGAGAACACCGAACUGAGAGAGGAAAUUUUGGGAUUGCAUGGAACAAUUACUGCACUGGAGAAAACAUUAGUUGAGAAAGAGUCAGAGUUAUCCACUUUACAGGAAAAGCUUCACGAAAAAGAGAGUGAGGCUUCAGGCCAAAUAACUGCCUUCACGGCCCAAAUUGAUAAUCUAAAACAUGAUUUGGUGUCCCUGCAGAAUGAGAAACAUGAAUUAGAACAGCAGUGUGAAAAGCUGAAGAUGGAGCUGGAUUCCACACACAACCAGAAGAGUGAAGUUGAAGAGCAAUCGAGAGCUAAAGGCCAUGAGAACACUGAACUAAGAGAGGAAAUUUUGGGACUACAGGGAACAAUUACUGCACUGGAGAAAACAUUAGCUGAGAAAGAGUCAGACUUAUCUACUUUACAGGAAAAGCUUCGUGAAAAAGAGAGUGAGGCUUCAAGGAAAAUAAUUGCCUUCACAUCCCAAAUUGAUAAUCUGCAAAAAGACUUGCUUUCCUUUCAGAAAACAAAAGAAGAACUGGAGCUCCACUGUGAAAAAAUUAGCAAAGAACAUGCACAAAGCCUUGUAAUGGUAGAGAAUGAAAAGAAUGACAUGUCCAGCAGAACUAUGGAUCUUGAGAGAUCACUGGAAGAGCGAGAAGAAUCAUAUCAGAAGUUGAAUAUAGAAUAUAAACAAAUUGAUAGUUUGUUUAAGGAAUGGAUGGUCAAACUUGAAGUUGCAGAGAAGAAGAUUGAAGAAAUGGCAGGAGAGUUUCAUGAAGGCAUUGAGUCGAAAGAUCAGAAGAUAGCUGAUUUGGAACAUACGGUGGAAGAGCUAAAAAGAGACCUAGAAGAGAAAGGAGAUGAAAUCAGUACUUCGCUUGAGAAUGUUCGGAUGCUUGAGGUUAAGCUUCGUCUGUCAAACCAGAAGCUCCGGGUCACAGAACAAUUACUGAGUGAGAAGGAAGAAAGCUUUUGGAAGACAGAGGAAAAGUUUCAGCAAGAUCAGAGAGCCCUUGAGGACAGGAUUGCUACUUUGUCAGCAAUAAUAACUGCCAACAAUGAAGCUUUUGAUGAAAUUGUCUCUAAUCUUAAAGAGUGUGCAAACAGUGUCACGACUGGCAUAGAAACUAUAAGCUGGAAAGUUUCUGAUGACUGUAAAAAUUUCAAGGACAGUGUCUCAAACGUCUCACACGAGCUUGGGGUUGCAAAGGACCAUGUGAGGGAGAUGAAAAGGGAAAAAGAACAGUUAAAGAGAGACAAAAGGCACUUGUUGGAGCAGCUGCAGGUUAAAAAUGAACAGGAAGUGACUUUGAGGAAGAGUGUUGAGAAGCUUGAGGCAAAGGCAAGCAAGGAGGAAUCAGAGAAGAUGAAUCUGACAACAACUGUAGUUCAACUAAAGAAGACAGUGGGAGAGUUAGAGAAAAUGAUGAAAGAGAAAGAGGAUGGCAUGUUGGACUUGGGAGAGGAGAAGAGGGAGGUCAUCAGGCAACUGUGUUUGUGGAUUGAUUAUCACCGCAGUCGUUAUGACUAUCUCAAGGACAUUCUAUCAAAGUCUCGCAGAGGCCAGAGAGCUGCAUAAAUCCUCAUUUUUUGUUUUUUUUUUUUUUUUUUUUUUGUAUUAUGCAGCAGCUUGUUCAAUCAGCUAUGUUGUGGUGAUUCAACUUCUCAUUAGCUCAUUUUUUGUUCAUGUGAAUUGAUUCUUUUUGUGCGUGUUUGUAAUUCAAUUUGUCCAGUAUCAGGAGCAUCAUAUAGAAUUAGUUUUGUUCUUCCCUUGAAUUUGAAGUGAAUAAUGUUACAGAGGUUUUUUUCCUUAAUUGGUAAACGUAAAUAUUUUGACAAGCAA